This is a messenger RNA of Daucus carota subsp. sativus, 2206 nucleotides long. Its product is annotated as protein INCREASED PETAL GROWTH ANISOTROPY 1. Gene Ontology annotation, biological process: chloroplast organization. Gene Ontology annotation, cellular component: chloroplast outer membrane. The coding region runs from base 190 to 1989 and encodes 599 amino acids. The transcript is spliced from 6 exons. Lineage: Eukaryota; Viridiplantae; Streptophyta; Magnoliopsida; Apiales; Apiaceae. The record is from RefSeq and is a predicted model, not a curated record.
CUCGCUUUCUCAAAGCAGAGAGACAACAACUAAACCAACUAGAACUUGAUUCACCUCUCAUCUCAUUAACGCACUUAAAGUUGCAUCAAUUUCAAACACAACGAAACAUAAAACCAGAGAGAGAGAGACAGAGAGAUACAGCGAGAGAGAGACAGAGAGAGAGUUGUUUAACAUCACAGUGCAGCAACAAUGGUUGCUGGUAAAGUAAAAGCAGCGAUAGGCUUAACGAAAUCUCAACCUAAUCCGCCGCCGUCUCCGUCGCCGUCGCCGAGUUCAGCCAAAGUGCAGAAGGGGACCUCAUUCUCACGCUCAUUCGGCGGCUACUUCCCGCGAUCCUCGGCGCAAGUGCAGCCUCGACCGCCGGAUGUGACGGAGCUCAUCCGGUUAGUCGAGGAGCUGCGCGAGAGAGAGUCGAGGCUCAAGACGGAGCUGCUCGAGAACAAGCUGUUAAAAGAAUCGGUGGCGAUUUUGCCGGUUUUGGAGGAGGAGAUUGCGAGAAAAGACGGCGAGAUCGAAUUAAAGAAUAAGACGAUUGAUUUUCUGGAGAGCCAGAAUGAUGAAUUACGCCGGCAAGUGGAUAACUUGCAUUGCAAGUUAUCGCAGAAAGAGGCGGAAUACGAGGAGAACAUUAAAAGUUUGGAGGAUCAGGUCUCGGCGUUGAGAAAAGCCGCACAAUUCUCCGAAGAGAUGGCAUCGUCGCAAAGAUUUCAAUCGAAAAAUUUGAAAAAAAGUGCUUCGCUUGUCGAAAAUUAUAAUUUUAGUAAAAUUGAAAACGAGGUCGAAAAGUCGAAAAAUAAAGUCACACAAAUUUCCGAAGAAAUGACGGAGAUAGUAUCCGUUACGGCGAGAUCUCGAAUCCCGAGAGUUCCGAAGCCUCCGCCGAGACCUACACUAAUAAUUCCGCAAGUUAUAAAUGUUUCUUCUGCUGCAUUGUCGCCUUCAUCGUCGAAUUCGUCUUGUUCUAGCGAGAAUUUCGUGACUGAGGAUAGUGCAUUGAGUGGAAUUUCAGUGGCUAAGCCUCGGGCACCGCCGCCGCCGCCGCCGCCACCGCGGCCUGUGGCUACUAAGUCUGCACCUGCGCCGGCACCGCCUCCGCCGCCACCACCGCCGAUGAAGGGAGCGAAGAAUGGGGCUCAGAAGGUCAGGAGAGUGCCGGAGGUUGUGGAGUUUUAUCAUUCUUUGAUGCGGAGAGACUCUCGGCGAGAUUCCGGUAAUGGGGCAGCGGCGGAAGUGGCGGCGACGGCCAAUGCGAGGGAUAUGAUUGGUGAGAUUGAGAACCGGUCCACACAUUUGCUUGCGAUUAAGACUGAUGUAGAGACACAAGGUGAUUUCAUUAGGUUCUUGAUCAAAGAAGUUGAGAAUGCUGCUUUUACUGAUAUUCAAGAUGUUGUGCCUUUUGUGAAAUGGCUUGAUGAUGAGCUAUCUUACUUGGUUGAUGAGAGAGCAGUGCUUAAGCAUUUUGAAUGGCCGGAGCAGAAAGCUGAUACGCUUAGAGAAGCAGCAUUUGGGUUUUCUGAUCUCAAGAAGCUGGAAUCUGAGGUGUCCUCUUUUAGAGACGAUCCUCGACAACAUUGUGCUCCAGCCCUUAAGAAAAUGCAAGCCUUGUUUGAAAAGUUGGAACAUGGAGUCUACAAUCUGUCGAGAAUGAGAGAAUCAGCUGCUAAUCGAUAUAAAGGAUUUCAAAUUCCAAUGGACUGGAUGAUGGACACUGGUUAUGUCACUCAGAUUAAGCUAGCAUCUGUGAAAUUAGCCAUGAAGUACAUGAGGAGAGUGUCUGCAGAGCUGGAAAAUGUUGAUGGUGGCCCUGAAGAAGAAGAAUUGAUCGUUCAAGGCGUAAGGUUUGCCUUCCGCGUACAUCAGUUUGCGGGUGGUUUUGAUGCAGAAACAAUGAGGGCCUUCGAGGAGCUGAGGGAUAAAGCUAGAUCAUGCCAUAUACAGUGCCAAAGCCAACAACAGCAAAAAUAUAUAUGUAGGUCUACAGCUUGCUAAAGGAUCUGCAGCAAACUCAGCUUCAGUUGCCACCACAUUUUGUUGUAAAGAUAGACAUAUUUAAUAAAUUUCUAAAACAUAAUAAUAGCUGCCAUUAUAGGCGUUUUUAUUUCCUGAAUCAGUAGAUUAACAAUGAAUGGGAGGGAUGCACCUAAAUUCUUACUGAAACAUAUUAUUAGGGUUUAAUCCUUUGAAACUUAUGAUCCGCAUGCUUGAA